AUGAAAAAUCGUCUAAUAAAAGAUAAUGUAGAAAAUAGUGAAGUGUGUAAUACAAAAAAAAAAACUAAGGACCAAAUAGUUAUAGACUAUGUGUAUAAAAAUAUUUUUAACAAAAAUAUAUUUCUUAACAUUUUUAAAAGAAAUAAUUAUAAUGGAAUAGAAAAAAACAAAACCAUAACAAAAAAAGACACAAGUAAUAUAGAUAUUGAGAAAAGAAAAGAAGAAAUAGAAAAUUAUAAAAAAGAAAAAAAUGAUAAUGAAGAAUAUUUAUUAUUUUUAAGUUAUGUGUAUAAUGAUUUAAUAUCCUUUAUAGAAAAUGAUAAAGAAUAUCAUCUUAAAAAUUCAGAGUUCUUAGAUAUUGAAGAUUUAAUUAUAGACAUAUGUGGAAAUAUAUGUCACAAAAGUUUCAAUAAUAUAAAAAAAAUAUUUACCAAAUCGCUAACAGAUCAAGAUAAUGUUUAUAAUGAUAUGAAUGAUAAAUGUAUAGAUGAUGAAAUAAACGAAAAUAAAAAUUUUAAUGAGCCUUCUUUUUUUUUUAUACCACCAAUGGAAUUUAUUGUUUCACAUAUUUAUAAAUUAAAUUCGAAUUUGAAUAAUAAUUAUUUGUGUAAAGAAAGAGAAGAUAUGCAGACAUUCAUAAAAAAUAAUGAUUAUGAUAAAAAAUGUAAUAUACUAAAUGAUAUAUUAAAUAAUGAACCACCACUAAAGACUAAAGAAGAUGAAAUACAAAAUGAGUUUGAAAAUGAAACUAAUAAAAAAAAAAAAAAUAGUAUGUAUAUAUAUCUUAAUAGAAUAAAUGAUAAAUUUGUUUCAAAUUCUAGUCAAGAUGAAAAAUCAAAAUUUUCUUUAGAAAAAGAAAUCAAAAUAAAUGACCAUAAAAUUAAUGAUUCAAUAUUUUACUAUCCAUAUAAAGAAAUAAAUGAAAGCUCUGAUUAUACACAUGAUAGUGAUGGCUAUAACAGUAGUAGUCAAGAUGAAUUAAUUUCCGAAAGUAUAAAUAGCUUAGAAACAUUAAAUGAGCAAAUUUCCAAUAAAGAAUCUAGACAUGAUACAUCUCAAAAUGGAAUAAACAUAUCGCAUGAACAAAGUGAAAACGAAAUACUCAAUGUGUCUAACUUCAAAGAAAAUAAACUAAUUUCUAACAUUUCCAUGAAUGAAAGAAGUUUAUAUAAAGAGAAUAACGAAAGUGAAACGAAUAGCAAACAUGUAGAUAAUUUAAAUAACUAUCACUCAUUAAAAGGUUAUGAUUCUAACAGCAUAUUCUCAAAAAGUUUCAAUGUUGCUAAUGCUGGCAAUGCUGACAAUGUUGAUAAUGGUGAUGAUGAUGAUGAUAAUGGUGAUGAUGAUAAUGGUGAUGAUGAUAAUGAUGAUGAUGAUAAUGGUGAUGAUGAUAAUGGUGGUGAUGAUAAUGGUGGUGAUGAUAAUGGCGAUGAUGAUAAUGGUGAUGAUGAUAAUGGUGAUGAUGAUAAUGGUGAUGAUGAUAAAAUAAAUAUAGAUCAUAGUAUACAUAAAAGAAAUGAGCCAGAAUUACCAGAAGAUUUUAUUAUAUCCUAUAGAUACCAAGAAUCUGAGCACAAAGACAUAGAUACUUACAAGUGCAGCAAUAAAGAGGAAAAUAAAAAUGGUUGUCAAGAAGAAAGGGAUCCAGUCUAUACCAAUCGAGAUGAUGAUGAUGAUAAUGAUGAUAAUGAUGGUGAUGAUGAUAAUGGUGAUAAUGGCAAUGAUAAUAAUGACAAUGAUAAUAAUGACAAUGAUAAUAAUGACAAUGAUAAUAAUGACAAUGAAAAUGAUAACAAUUCAAUAACAAAUGAAGAAAUAAAAAGAGUUGCAAAUAUACCAAAUAGUAUAAACCCUACUGAAACUCAAAAUGUUUUAGGUACUUAUGAAAAUAAUAAUAUAAUGACAAACAUUGAAUUAGCAAAAAUAAAUUCGAAUAAAAUGAUAAAAUAUACAAAUUAUGAUGAUCCUCAAAUUAAUAAUGUGGGCAUAGAUUAUGAAGAAAGAGACAACACCAUAAAAGAUAACAUUAUAAUUAACAGUGAUGAUAAAAUAAAAAUGUGUGAAUAUGAUAAACAAUCUUUUGAAAACAAACAAUUAAUAAUUAAACACAAUGAAUAUUAUGAAAAAUUAAAUAAAAUGUUAAUAAAUAAAAAAGAAAAAAUAUAUAAAGAACAAAAAGAAUAUACAAAAAAUAAUAACUUACAUGAUGAUUAUUAUUAUUUUAAAUAUGUAAAUACUUAUGAAGAUAAUUUAAAUCCAUAUUGUUAUACUAAGAUAUUGAAAAAAGCAAAUAUACAAAUAACUCGAUCCCCAUUUCCACAAUUUUUAAGGGAUAUACAAAUAUACAACAUUCCCACGAAAAAAAUCAGACUAAAAAAAACAAAUAUUACCUUAAAGACCGAAAAUGUAGGAGUGGAGAGUAAAACCGCAAAUAGCGGAAGCAAGCGAAAUAAAAUGAAAAAGAAUAAGAAAAAGGAAACAAAAUAA
Molecule: messenger RNA, 2487 nt
Organism: Plasmodium yoelii
Lineage: Eukaryota; Apicomplexa; Aconoidasida; Haemosporida; Plasmodiidae
Product: conserved Plasmodium protein, unknown function
Exons: 3
Coding region: 1-2487 (828 amino acids)
Source: RefSeq, a predicted model, not a curated record